AUGCCCGUGACACAACACCAGCGGGAAUUAAAGCCCGCCGCCGCUUCCAAAGCGGCCAAAGCGACCAAGCCCUUCAAACUUGUGUCUAGCGACUUCCGGGUGGUGGUUCCGCCCAACAUGGAGCGGCACAUGCCGCCCGUGGCGCCCAAGGAGACGCUCCCGGACUUUUUAACCGCCACGCCCCGUUUCCCCGUCCGAAUCAGCCGCCAGACCCGCAAAUAUUCCGCCGGCGACCUGGCUCGGCAGUUUUUCGUCGAACAAGGCGGCUGGCAGGCGCCAACGCCACCGCCCACGCUCCUCAGCACGUAUCUCCGGCCCCGGGCCCGUUUUGUGGGCGAGCAGCAGAGCGGCUCGUCCCGCUACGACAUCAAGGUCGAGUUCAAGACCGUGGACUUGCAAUGCGGCAUCGUGACGGGGUUUUUCGAGAUAUCCGGACUUACAGACGACCACCCGGUGAUCACCACGUGUUCCGGGGCGAGAUCAUCAACAACCCGCUUGCGGGCGCCAAGCAGCACUCGUUUGCCACGGAGGAAAGCGACUGGGGGCUCGUUCUCCAGAACGACUUGGAGCACUGGAAAAAGCUCACGGCGUCGCCGCACGGCACCACGGAGGACGAGCUUUUGCGCCGGCUCCCGGCGAAUCCAUGCGGGCUCCGCCGACCCGCUGCACAUUUACAUGCGGUGGAAGGAGGAGUUUCUUCUUCCGGACCUGCGGGUCAAGGUGCUCAAGAACGCCUCGUUCGAAGGUUUUUACUAUGUUGUGCUCAACAUCGGGCCUGGGAACGGCACGAGAAACGCCUCGGGCUAUAGCGCCGACAUGGACCCGGGCCGAUCAGCGGCUUGUACUUCCACACGCAGAACGAGAAGUUCCAGUCCUUGUCGCUUCGGCAUGUGGAGACCCGCGGCGGCGGGCUGGCGUUUGACUUUGCCUGAGCAGCGGGCUGCUUGGAUGUACGACGAUACGAAUAUGAACGGCAUGGGACGAUGA
This is a messenger RNA of Clavispora lusitaniae ATCC 42720, 987 nucleotides long. Its product is annotated as glucose-induced degradation complex subunit. Gene Ontology annotation, cellular component: GID complex. Gene Ontology annotation, biological process: protein catabolic process in the vacuole; protein targeting to vacuole; proteasome-mediated ubiquitin-dependent protein catabolic process. Lineage: Eukaryota; Fungi; Ascomycota; Pichiomycetes; Serinales; Metschnikowiaceae. The record is from RefSeq and is a predicted model, not a curated record.